GCCAUUUUCCCCUCACUCACACUCACGCUCACACUUUUCACUAUGAAGAGUCGCACUAUACUGUAGUGUAGCCAACGCAUAGUCCGUUCCAUUUCCAAAUUCAUUCAUUCAUCUCCAUAAACCCAAAACCCUAACAAUUCCAACCUCAUUCCGACAAUGGUGUUUGAUUGGCCUGAUAUUCAGCAAUGACAAUGAGCUGUCAUAGAGAACUUUUAGGCAGUUCUUGUUUCAUAUAUGCAUCAAACCGGCAUUUGACUUACUUUUUGGUGGAAGAAGUUCCAACCCUUUUUUUCUUUUCUGAAAAUAUAGUACUGUACAACUAAAAAGGAAACAAGAUGGUGAGUGUCUCUGGCUUUGAAGAAGUUGUUGAGCCACCAGCUUUACCUCCAUCACCUCCUGAUGUGCUUCCUGAUAUGGAAACAGAACAAAUAGCUCUCCCAACCUAUUCUAUUAUCAGUAGGCCUGGUGUUGGGACCACAGGAAAGCGCAUAGCUUUGCUUGUAAACCUCUUCAAAGUUGCUGCUGAUGCUACAGAUGCAACCUUUUUCCAGUAUAGUGUUACUAUCACUUCGGAAGAUAAAAGAGUCAUUGAAAACAAGGGCAUCGGGAGAAAACUGAUUGAUAAGCUUCACCAAACAUACUCUUCUGAACUUGGUGGAAAAAGCUUUGUGUAUGAUGGAGAUAGAACUUUGUACACAGUCGGUCCUCUUCCAGAUAAUAAAUUUGAGUUCACAGUAUUACUUGAGGAAUCAUUUGCCAAGCACAGCAGUACUGAGUGUCCUGGUGCUGAUGGAAGCCCUCAUGGGGAAAAUAAAAGGUCAAAACGUUCUUUUCCGCCAAAGGCAUUCACAGUGGAGAUAAGUUUUUCUGCCAAAAUACCCUUGCAAUCCAUUGCUCUUUCCCUUAAAGGGAUUGAGUCAUAUGCUAAUUCUCAGGAUGCAUUGAGGGUGCUUGAUACCAUACUGAGGCAGCGAGCAGCUAACAGAGGGUGUCUCUUGGUAAGGCAAUCUUUUUUUCAUGAUGACUCGAAGAAUUUCAUUGAUGUUGGAGGUGGAGUAACAGGAGUUCGGGGUUUCCAUUCCAGUUUUCGUCUUACACAGGGAGGAUUGUCUCUUAAUAUGGAUGUGUCCACAACGAUGAUUGUAAAACCUGGACCUGUAAUUGAUUUUCUCCUAACCAACCAGAGUGUGAGGGAACCUCGUUAUAUUGACUGGGCAAAGGCCAAGAGAAUGCUUAAAAAUUUAAGAGUUCGUGCUACUCAUCGUAAUCAAGAAUUCAAAAUUUCUGGCUUGAGUGAGAAACCCUGCAUUCAACAACUUUUUAGUUUGAAGAUGAAAAAUGGAGAAGACAGUAAUGCGGAGAAGACAGUUGAUGUUACUGUGUAUGAGUAUUUUGCUAAACACCGUGGCAUUGAGCUUACCUCUUCUGCUUACCUUCCAUGUCUUGAUGUUGGGAAGCCAAAUCGGCCCAUCUUUUUACCCCUGGAGCUAUGUUCACUUCUUCCCCUCCAGCGUUAUACGAAGGCAUUAUCUCCUGUGCAAAGAGCAUCUUUAGUUGAAAAAUCACGCCAAAAGCCUCAAGAAAGAAUCAAAAUUCUGACAAAUGCUAUAGGAAAUUCUUGCUAUGAUGAUGAUGCUGUUCUUACGGCAUGUGGCAUUUCUAUUGACAAACAAUUCACUCCAGUUGAAGGUCGGGUUCUUGAGACACCAAAAUUAAAGGUGGGUAAGAAUGAGGACUGCUUCCCUAAUAAUGGAAGGUGGAACUUUAAAAACAAGACACUUCUACAACCAUCACAUAUUGAAUAUUGGGCUGUUGUCAACUUUUCUGCACAAUGUGAUACUAGUUACAUAACAAGGGAGCUGAUCAAAUGUGGAAUGAGCAAGGGAAUUAAUAUUGAACGGCCAUUUACUUUAAUAGAGGAAGAAGCACAAAUGAGAAAAUCUAACCCGGUUGCAAGGGUUGAAAAGAUGUUUGAACUGCUGAUAUCAAAACUUACUAAAAGACCAAAGUUGAUUCUUUGUGUCUUGCCAGAGAGGAAAAACUGCAACAUAUAUGGGCCCUGGAAAAGGAAGUGUCUGAGUGAAAUUGGGGUUGUCACACAGUGUAUUUCCCCUCUCAAGAUCACUGACCAGUACCUUACCAAUGUACUUCUUAAAAUAAAUUCUAAGCUUGGUGGAAUAAAUUCUUUGCUGGCAAUUGAGCAUUCUGGGAAUCUUACCUUGCUUAAAGAUACCCCAACAAUGAUUUUAGGGAUGGAUGUCUCUCAUGGUUCCCCUGGCCGAUCAGAUAUUCCAUCCAUAGCAGCUGUUGUUGGAUCUCGAUGUUGGCCUCUAAUUUCGAGGUAUAGAGCAUCUGUGAGAUCGCAGUCACCUAAGGUUGAGAUGAUUGAUGCUCUAUUCAAGCCUUUGGGUGAUGGAAUUGAUGAUGGUAUUAUCAGGGAAUUGCUUCUAGAUUUCUAUCAUACAAGUAAUCACAAACCAACUCAAAUUAUUCUCUUCAGGGAUGGAGUUAGUGAAUCACAAUUUCAACAGGUUUUGAAUAUAGAGCUUAACCAGAUAAUAAAGGCCUAUAAAUAUAUUGACGGGGUUGAUGUUCCCAAGUUCACUGUAAUUGUGGCACAGAAGAAUCACCAUAUAAAGCUGUUUCAAGCUAAUGCUCUUGAAAACGUUCCUCCUGGGACAGUUGUCGACACAAAAAUUGUGCAUCCAAGAAAUUAUGAUUUCUACAUGUGUACUCAUGCUGGAAUGAUUGGAACGUCUAGGCCUGUACAUUAUCAUGUGUUGCUUGAUGAAAUUGGAUUCUCACCAGAUGGCUUGCAAAAUUUGAUCAAUUCGCUGGCUUAUGUGAACCAAAGGAGCACUACUGCAACCUCAAUUGUGGCACCUAUAUGCUAUGCCCACCAUGCUGCAGCUCAAAUGCGACAGUUUCUGAAUUUCGAUGAGUUAUCAGAAGCAUCUUUGAGUCCUGAUUCUGAGGGAAACAUCCCAAUUCCAGAACUUCCAAGGUUGCAUACAGAUGUCAACACCUCUAUGUUCUUCUGUUGAGAUGGAACAGUACAUACAUUUUGAUUGGGCAGUUAAAGUGGAUAACUCUGGGAUGUACAGUUAACAUAGAUGUUAAGACCCAAAUUUUGGUCUAGGAAAUCACUCAGUGAGGGUUGUGGGAAAUGUUAUUGUUACCAUCAUAUCAAUCAUGGUAAUAUUGAACGUUUAACAUUAUACUUGGCUUUUGUGCACACCUUACUUGUUUUGAAACAGUUAUUUCCUGUACUAAUGUCACACUGAUGUGAAGCCUGCCUAGUGAUUUGGAUCAUUUUGGUUUAUGAUUUUACUAUGUUGCUGUUGGUUACUAGAGCAGAAUGGAAUUACUAGUA
Molecule: messenger RNA, 3373 nt
Organism: Trifolium pratense (red clover)
Lineage: Eukaryota; Viridiplantae; Streptophyta; Magnoliopsida; Fabales; Fabaceae
Product: protein argonaute 16
Exons: 24
Coding region: 336-3044 (902 amino acids)
Biological process (GO): regulatory ncRNA-mediated post-transcriptional gene silencing
Cellular component (GO): cytoplasm
Molecular function (GO): RNA binding; protein binding
Source: RefSeq, a predicted model, not a curated record